UGAUUGCUGUGGGCUGAUGACGUAAUAAAGGCGGGUCCACCCCAACCGGAACAGCCAGCUACAGACACUGGACUGAAACGCUAAGGCGUGCUUCCCUGUGAAAAAAUAAGACCUGCAUUAACCUCAACCAGGCUGUGAAGUACCAGUUUCAUCCACAUAUCUUGAAUAUGAUGUAAUGAUAGUAGCCUUCAUGGACAAACUGGGUUGUAAUGAUGAAGAUUCCCCACCUUGAUUCUUCAAAAACCUGUUCUUGACAGUGACUGACUGUGUUCCAUUACAGUACAGAGGACUUAUAGACUUAUUAGAUACGUUUUUUUAUGUAAAAAUGGUUGAUAAUCGUUAUGCCACAGCGCUGGUGAUCGGCUCAGUCCUGAGCCUGCUGGCUAGCGUGUAUCUGUCCGUGGCAGUGGGCACUCGGCACUGGUACCAGUACCGAAGCAUGCCGGCCAGCAACGAUGUGAAAAACGGCUCAGACCUGCACGCGCUAAAGGGCGCUUUUAUAGAGGAAGACGUGAGCGAAAAGACCUACAGUGAAGCUCUGUUCCGCCUCAACGGCACCAUAGGGCUGUGGUGGCGCUGCAUUCUGGUGCCUGAGGAAACACAGUGGUACAGACAUCCUGAACCGAAGAUGGUGACAGACUGUCAGGCCUUCACUUUGCCCCAGCAGUUUGAAACCAAGUACAAACUCCCUGGAAAUUCUAGUAGUGAAGAAGAUCUACUUCGGACCUAUCUGUGGAGGUGCCGAUUCCUGUUCCCACUGGUGUCUCUCGGGCUGGUGUUUUUGGGAGCACUGAUCGGAGUGUGUGCUUGCCUCUGCCGCAGCAUCACACCAACCCUGUUUGUUGGUUUUCUCCAUCUGCUGGCUGGUAUUUGCUCUCUGGCCACAGUGUGCUGUUUCCUGGCUGGGAUAGACCUGCUGCACAGAGCAUCCGAGUCAGCUGAUUGGAUGAACUACUCUUUGGGCUGGUCCCUCUACCUAGCCCUGGUCUCCUCCCCGCUCCAGAUGAUGGCUGCUGCUCUCUUUAUUUGGGCCGCCAGGAGCCAUCGCAAGAACUACACUCGCAUGACUGCCUACCGGGUGGCCUAGUUAAUGGUGGACCACCCACACGGACAGCUCGCUGGACCACUGGGACUGUGUAUAGUGUUGCCUGGGCAGCAAAUUGUUAUGAAAAGCCCAAUUGCCUUCGCCUAGGCAAAUGUUUGACCACUAAACUGAAGGACUGUAAAUCUUAAAUCUCGUACGACAGCCUGAAGAACACUUCACCAACAUGGUGCAAUCAUCUGGUCCGUGUAAAGGUGUACACACACACACACAUUUGAUCCUAAGUGCUAAACUCCACAAAAAAAGAGGCUGUUCUGGCCUUGUCUCUUCUCUUCAUUACUGCCUUGUUUACCACUCUGUUAGAUCCAUGUAUAGAUAUAGGCAUAGAUAGACAUCUACUUAGAAGACUACUUAGAUUAACUUUUAUGUUUAGAAACCUACAUGUUUAGUAACAUACAAAGCAGCUGCCGAAACGUUUGGUAGAAUAGGUUUUCUUGUGUGAUGUUUGACAUUACAGAACCUGUGUUAUCUUUUUACUUGCUUAAGAUGCACCUUAUUCUAAUGAUUCAGGAGUAGAAUUAUUUAUAGAAGCUUCAUCUUCUAAUACCAAUAAACAACAGUAUAUACAAGUAUAUAAAAGAGUUAGCAAACAUCACAUAGUAGGAGUAUGUUAUUUUUCAGGAUAGAUUUGUUACAGGACUUAAAUCAAAAUCCAAAUUUUACUUCCUGCCUAUAUCUGAUCCAAUAAUUUCUGCAUUAAAAAAAAUAGGACAUUAUGGGUGAAGAAAGCUCUGUUUCUUCACUUCAUCUGACCCAGGGUAUCAAACCUAUGACCUUGUGUAGAAUAAGCCAGCUUCGCAAGAGGCAGAGAGUAAAGGCCCUUGUUUAAAGGUAGUACCUGCUGGUUCAUUGCUUUGAACCACCAACCACCACCUUCCAUGCUUCAGGGCCUCCAGAGAAUCCCGAACCCACAACCAUGUGAUCAUUGCUCACCCAGCACUCUAAGUACUGGCCCACUAUUACUCCCUAUAUAUUAUGAAAUGAGAAUUGUUUUCACUAAAACUUUACUUCAAAAGUAAUUCAGUUCAGAUAGCCAGGUUUUUUAACACAUUAAAACUAAUGCUCAGUUUUAAUCCUAGAUUUUCUUUGUUUGUGCACACUGGUCUAGUUUUAGAUGUUAUCGGGUUUGUUGUUAUUCACAUGAAUGCAGUAUGUAGCAUAAGGUUUGUACUCAUACGAUUUGUGUCAAUAUGCAUGAACAGAAUGCAGUAACUUCUUGCCUUUGUUUCUCACACCAUUAAUAGAGCAGCUCAGACUUCUCGAGCCUUAUGGGACAGUUUCCCAGACUGGGAUUAGGCCUAGUCCUGGACAAAACACUGCAUUUUAAAUGGAGAUUAAGAUAAAGUCUAGGACUAGGCUUAAUCUCUGUCAGGGAAAUUGCCCCUGUACGUUUAUAUUUCUCAUGUUUUACUUUAUAGUCUUUAUUGAAGUGUGUUAUAUUAAGCUAUUACAUUACCAACCUCUUGUUGGUUGCUUGUUUGAAUUUGCUGUCAGAUUGGAUUGGACUGUUUCUUGGUGGUUGAUGUGAUAUUCUAAGGCUGUUUGGUGUGUAGUGUGUGUAAAGUGUUAGUAUUUGUAGAAACUUUGGAAUUUAUUUUUGCAUGUGCCUCAUUACCAACGCUGUGCUUUCGUUUCUUCGUAUUGUUUUUUAGAGGUUUGCUUGAAUCUUUGAAGUUUUUUUUCAAGCACACAAGUCGUAUUAAGUCAUAUUAAAACAGUUAUAAAACACAUGUGAAGAACAUAAGCAAUACAUUAAAUCUAAGUCUGGAUUAGAGUUUGGACAAUACCUCACGUUCUGCAUCGUAACAGCAGAUCACUGACAUUUUAAUGGUGUCCCUAAAAAAAAAAAGACUUGAGUAUCUUCCUGCCUUUUAUAGAUACUUUUUAUAUGUCCUCAUUUCAAGUGAUCACAAUAAACAUCUUUUCAAGUGGA
Astyanax mexicanus (Mexican tetra) is the source of this 3035-nucleotide messenger RNA. RefSeq names its product claudin domain containing 1b (gene cldnd1b). NCBI's taxonomy places the organism in Eukaryota, Metazoa, Chordata, Actinopteri, Characiformes, Acestrorhamphidae. The transcript has 5 exons. The coding region runs from base 326 to 1087 and encodes 253 amino acids. Gene Ontology annotation, cellular component: membrane. The record is from RefSeq and is a predicted model, not a curated record.